Polistes dominula (European paper wasp) is the source of this 1982-nucleotide messenger RNA. RefSeq names its product F-box only protein 21. The record is from RefSeq and is a predicted model, not a curated record. NCBI's taxonomy places the organism in Eukaryota, Metazoa, Arthropoda, Insecta, Hymenoptera, Vespidae. Gene Ontology annotation, molecular function: protein binding; DNA binding.
GUGUUGAGAAGAUCAGCUUAAAUAAAUGAAAUUUAAAUUACUGCGAUUUAUUCAUUUAUUCGUUAUAUGGUAUUUUAAAAAUAAUUAAAAAUGGCUGCAAAUGUCAUAACACAUUUACCAGAAGAGAUUAUUGAAUAUAUUUUGGAAGAUGAGAGUAUUACGUUUUUAGAUAUUAUCAAAUUUUCUAUGACAUGCAAGCAUUUAUAUCUAACAGUCAAAAAUAAUCAGUUAUGGCGAGUGAAAUACUUUCAAAGAUGGCCCCGCUUGAAAAAGCAAUACGAAAAAAAUACAGCAGAUAUAAAAGUAUUAAACUGGUUAAAUGAAAUAAAAGUUAGCAUGGAAAUUAGACGUAAUUUAAUGUAUCACUUGUCUCUAAUGUCCAGUAAAUAUUACACAAAAGAAGAAGUGUCCAAUUCAGAAUUAAAAUAUUUAGAUCCAUUGUUUCGUACGGAAUUAGGCGCACAUCCAUUAAGUUAUCAUUUUCUUGUUGAUGAACUCAUCAGUCUCAUAAACUGUCAUUAUGCAAAUAGUAACUUAACCCACAAAUAUUAUGCCUUUAUUGUCUUACGAUAUCUAAAACAAAAUUAUAUAAGGAAAAAAUGGCAAAGAUUUAUUAAUCUUCCAAUAAAUGAACAGACCUUAGAACGUUGUGCAACUUUUGUAGCACAAUGGAGUCAACCAGAUAGAUGUAUUUCUUAUUCCUAUAUUUCUUCAUUACUCGACGAAAUAGCUAAUCAAACAAAAAAUUUAAUAUAUGAAAAGCACCCUGAACAUUCUAUAUUUUCGUUACCUCCGGAACAAUUUUUAAUUUGGAAACGUGAAAUAAUUGAUGACAAUUAUUGGAGUAUUCAAGAAACCAAAAAAAUUAUGAAUGCACUUUGCGAAGUUAUGUUUUAUAAAUUAGGUUUUCAUGGUAAUAAUGAAAUGUAUUAUUACCCAAAUAAUUUAUUUAUAGACAAGGUGUUGGAACUAAAAGAAGGGACUCCGAUAAUUCUAGCAAUUAUAUUUGAAAGUGUUGCAAGACGACUUGGAUUAAGAUGCGAACCUGUUAAUUUUCCAUCACAUUUUUUCUUACGAUGGAAAGAAAAAUUUAAUGUUUCAGAUCCAGGAAAUACAGAAAAUUUUUAUAUUGAUAUGUUAAAUAGUGGUCACUUUUUAAGAAAAGAAGAUUGCUCUGGAGUUGGCGGAAUUUCUCACCACAAGUUUAGAUGUCCAAUAGAAAAAUAUAAUUCACAUAAUGUUGCAACUGCUGUAGAGGUUACAGCAAGAUUAGUAUCUAAUCUAAGUGUAGCGGCAAGACAAUAUAAUGAUUUAAAUGGUAGAGCAACACGCAUACGUUCUGCUUUAGAAUUAAGCUACAUGAUACAGCCUCACGAUGAAAAUACUUUUCAAAACUUGAGUCAAUUUUAUAAACGUCAUCAGAUGGAUUUAUCAGAUUUAGUGGAAAUAGACGUGGCAGAAUAUCCAAGUUUAAUGCUAACAAAGUAUCAAACGCUCAAGAACUCUAACUCUAAGCUUGAAGAACAGAUAAAACCAAGAAGAAGAACUUCAAAAAUAAAAUAUGCCAUUGGUUUAAUAAUGAAUAAUAAAUAUAGUCAUAAUGUUGGCGUAAUAAUAGGAUGGGAAAUGCCUAUUGAACCUGGUGGUUGGGAAAAUUUAAUGGAUGGGUUUAGCACUUUAGAUCAACCAUUUUAUAAUUUACUUUUUGAUGACGGAGUAUCUCAAUUCGUGCCUGAAGAACUUUUAUCAUUGUCUAAAAAUCCAAAGUAUAUAUAUAAUCGUGAGAUUGGGCGUUACUUAUGUUAUUUUAAAAAUACCCAUUAUGUGCCAAAUGAAGAGACUUGUAAAAAAUAUCCAGAAGAUAAAAAAGCACUCGAACUUAUAGUAAGGACUUAUUUUAGUUAAAUUGUUUAGAAGUAAAUUAAUACGUUGUAUAUUAUUGGUAAUACUACCGAUAAUAGAAUUAUGUAUCUAAUUGUAAA